Molecule: messenger RNA, 3069 nt
Organism: Arvicola amphibius (Eurasian water vole)
Lineage: Eukaryota; Metazoa; Chordata; Mammalia; Rodentia; Cricetidae
Product: von Willebrand factor A domain-containing protein 5A-like
Exons: 11
Coding region: 118-1425 (435 amino acids)
Source: RefSeq, a predicted model, not a curated record
UUCACUUUCUUUUAUAGCUGCUGUGAGCUGAAGGGACUUGAAGAAGUGGGUGCAGACUCUGCUCCGCUCUCUGGGGAGAACCCUACCUGCUGCAUCUGAAGGAAACGUGCAGUCACCAUGGAGCAGAACUGUGGUCUAAUCACUGGAAACAAGGAGCCAGUGCCACUGAAGAGCAUCUCAGUAACCCUGUCUAUCAAUGACUUUGUGGCUAGUGUCUCUGCAACCUUAAAUUAUGAGAAUGAGGAGAAAGUCCCCUUGGAGGCAAUCUUUGUGUUCCCCAUGGAUGAAGACUCUGCUGUCUACAGCUUUGAAGCCUCGGUGGAUGGGAAGAAAAUUGUGGCCGAAUUGCAAGAGAAAAUGAAGGCCCAUAGCAUCUAUGAGGAUGCCCUCUCUCAGGGUCACCAAGCUUACUUAUUGGAAGAGGACGACUACACCAGGGAUGUCUUUUCUUGCAAUGUGGGGAACCUCCAGCCUGGGGCUAAGGUGGCAGCGACCCUGAGGUAUGUGCAGGAGCUGCCUCUGGAGACAGACGGGGCCCUGCGCUAUGUGCUCCCAGCAAUCCUAAAUCCAAGAUACCAGCUCUCUGAACAAUCUGCAAAUAGUUUCUUGAAUAUAAAGACCCCCAUAGUCCCUUUGGAGGACCUGCCCUACACGCUCAGCAUGGUUGCCACCAUCACUUCCCAGCAUGGCAUUGAGAGGGUCCAGUCCAACUGCUCCUUGAGUCCUAUGCAGUACCUGGCUGAUGACAAGACGUCUGCUCAGGUUUCCUUGGCUAAAGGACACAAGUUUGACCGGGAUGUGGAACUCCUGAUUUACUACAAUGAAGUGCACAGCCCCAGUGUAGCUGUGGAGAUGGGGAUGCAGGACAUGAAGCCAGAUAGUUUGAUGGGAGCUCCUUCUGCAAUGGUGAGUUUCUAUCCAGAUAUCCCAGAAGUGGAGGCCUCAAAGGCCUGUGGAGAAUUUGUGUUCCUCAUGGACCGCUCAGGAAGUAUGGGAUUGGCUAUGAACAACCAGAUGGAUUCUCAGUUACGCAUAGAGGCUGCCAAGGAAACUCUGCUGCUGUUGCUGAAGAGUUUGCCUAUGGGUUGUUAUUUCAACAUCUAUGGAUUUGGAUCCUUCUAUGAAAAAUUCUUCCCGGAGAGUGUGAAGUACACUCAGGAAACAAUGAAGGAGGCAAUGAAAAGAGUGAAGGAUAUAGAAGCAGACCUAGGGGGCACUGAAAUCCUGAGACCACUCUGUGAUAUUUACAAAGCUCCCUCCAUCCUUGGACAUCCUUUACAGCUCUUUGUCUUCACAGAUGGAGAAGUUAUUGACACAUUUAGUGUCAUUAAAGAAGUUAAGUUAAACAGCAAGAAGCACAGUGAUUGCAUUAUACAUCCCAAGGCAUCUACUGGUGAUUUGAUUUAUAUGGAAGGAUAUGAGUAAGCUAAAGGUGCAUGUUGCCAUGUAUUUUCAAGUAAUACCGGACCCCAACACUGCAGGAUGCAAAGCACAGUCACAUGAACAUACCCAAAGGUACUGUUCUUUAAGUAGACAGAGUUGUCCAAUUUCUGUGGAAUGGCAGUAGUAAUUUAACUCUCAUCAACUUUACAAAUGAUUUCCAGUAACUUUCUUUCCAUAUAAUUUGGGUAUUUACUUUCUUAAAAUUUAGCCAGUUUUGUGCAUGGGACCAGAGUGUCUCUGGGUUUAAUGUUUUAUUUUCCUGACAAAUCUACUUCAUACUACUUUUAAUAUUUAAUAGGCAAUAGAGAGGCCUCUUUUGAUAUUCCUUCAAAUCUCUAUACUUCUGUUUUUGUCUUCUCUAGAAUAUUUCCUGUUUUUACUGAGAUCUAUUUGUUUUUAUAUUUUGAAUAUGAAUGUACUGAUAACUAUUUUCUUAUUCUAUAGCCUACAUUUUCACUAUCAAGACUGUUUCCUCUUCUUUGUUUUCUAAGAUAGGAUUCUGUGUCCAGUUCUGAAUGGUCAGGAACUCCUUUUCUAGCUCAGGCUGGUCUCACUGGGUGUUAUUCUGCCUGCCUCUGCCUCUAGGGUUUUGGGAUUGAGCCAUGGGCUACCAUCCAUGACUCAAGUAAUUUCCAUCUUAAUUUCAAGUCUCUGAAGUUUUUCUUUAGGAGUAUGACUUUUGUAUGUGUUCUGUUAAGUUUUUUCUUUAUUCAAGUUAUUCUGAUGGUUUACACUUUCCUUUCAAAAGAUUUUGCUCUUUAUAUUGGUUCUUUGUCAGCUUUUUAUAUGUACAUAUACAUUCUGGUUACUAUCUCCUCCCAUUCUUUCCUAUUUCCCCCCAUCUCCAUCAAUCUUCCCUUCCCUACCUGUUCUUCUUGUAGAUUUGUCUUUUUGUUUUAUAGCAUGACCAAUUUUAUUUAAUCAGUGCCAUCUCUAUGACCACUGAAUUAGAACCGACCAUUGAAUUUUGGUUGGUUUAACCUUGGGUAUACGACUGAGGGCAAUGAAUAUGUCUUUCACUGAUUCUUAGGAUGUCACUCCAAUAAUGGUCAUGCAAGUAUUGCAGCAGUGAGUACACUGUCCCUGGCAGAUGGUAUUAUAUUUUGUAUGGCUCAAAAAAUGGUUCAAACCAUUGUUGUCUUUUCUCUCCCUAUAGUGGCAUUUCAUUUGUAUUUUAAUAAAUAAAGCUUCCCUGAAGAUCAUAAAAGUAUACCAGUCAUACUGGCCAGCUUUACAGACCAGGCAGCAAUGAUACACACCUAUAAUUCCAGUAGCCACAAUAACACACACUUUUUGUCCCAGUAUCCAUGCAAGUUUGUCAAAGAAACCAGGUAGUAGUGGUGCACACCCUUAAUCCCAGAACUAGAGAGGAUUAUAAAACAGGAAGAGACAGCUCACAGUCUCGGUCUCCUCCUGAGAUUUCCUGGAGGCAAGACUAACUAAUUUUGGACUGAGGUCUCAGUAAGAGCCAGUGUCUGACUACUUUUCUUUUCUGGUGUUCAGGUUGAACCCCAAUAUCUAUUUCUGAGGUUUUAUUAAUCAUGCUUCAACUCCCAGCAGCCUUUAUAGUAUUUCUUGAUUUCUCUAUAUCAUACAACUAAGGUUGUAGUUGCUUCAGCAUUACUU